AUGGCCAAAUUUCUCGCUACACUCCUCUUGGUCUCUUCUGUUGGUGUGGCUACCGUAUCCGCCGCAGCGGCCACCAGAGCCAAAGUUUGCGUGAAAGCCGUCAAUAUGGGUCUUACCUUCUACACAGCCAAGGAAUGCGAACCAAUCCUUCAAUGUAUCGAGCCGACACUUUAUUCCACGCCUGAAGACACCAAGGCUCUUAUUGAGAAGGGAAAAUCAUGCGUGAUCAACAACAGUAUGAACAAGGCUCUUGCCGCAAUGUCGCUGUACAGUGGAUUCAAUAGUUGCACCGAUUUAAUGGCUCUGCUUGACAAGCUCACCACUCCAUUCAUGAACCAAUGCAAACAAGUGAUCAACAAGGGAUUGGCCGCACUCAACGCCUGCAAAAAGAAUAAUAAGCAGACCGGCACCGCCAAGCAGACCGCAUGCGUUAACCAAGCUUACGGAGAGGGAAUCGCCAUUGUCACCAAGGUUUACAUCAACAAAGUUUGCACUGCAUUGGCUGGAAAAAUGACCGCCAAGGAAUGGAACUGCGUCAAGGAAUACGCACCAAAGGUUGUCAAUGUGGCCGGAUAUGCCUGCGCCAACAUUGUGAAGACCUAA
Messenger RNA from Caenorhabditis briggsae, 603 nucleotides. Lineage: Eukaryota; Metazoa; Nematoda; Chromadorea; Rhabditida; Rhabditidae. The transcript has 5 exons. Bases 1 to 603 code for a protein of 200 amino acids. The record is from RefSeq and is a predicted model, not a curated record.